AUGGUGCCCGCCCCCAUCGAUCCAUCCAUCACCGAGGUAGCGGAGCCGCGGAAGGAUACCCUCGGCCUCCCCGAUGCCGCAAAGGCAAGACUAACAAAAGCUGGCGUGGACCUUUCGAACGGGUACCCGUACCGGCCGUCGAGACCGCUUUACCUGCAAGACGCUAUCAACAUCCGUGGCAAGGAGCGGGAGUACGUCGAUGCUGGGUCUCGAGCAGAUAAAUCCAAGAAGAACCUUUUCGGUGCCGCGACCAAGGUCACCGACUUGACCACCCACAUUGGUACCGAGAUCGAGGGCCUUCAGCUCAAGGACCUGACGCCCGAGCAGAAGGAUGAGCUCGCGCUCCUGAUCGCAGAGCGCAGCGUCGUCUUCUUCAGGGACCAGGAUCUUUCCCCGCAACAGCAAAAGGAGCUGGGUGACUGGUACGGAGAGGUCGAAGUUCAUCCCCAAGUCCCGCAAGUCCCCGGCGUUCUCGGCGCCACAGUCAUCUGGCCCGCCCUGUGGGCCACGGAGCGACCGGCCAACUUCCGCAACCCGGGCGGGGCCUCCCGAUGGCACACCGAUCUCGUCCACGAGCUCCAGCCGGCCGGCAUCACCCACCUGCACAACGACACCGUCCCGCCCAUCGGCGGAGACACCCUCUGGGCGAGCGGUUACGGUGCCUAUGAGAAGCUCUCCCCGGACUUCCGCAAGAUCAUCGACGGCAAGUACGCCAUUUACAAGUCCGCCCACGCGUACCUGGACAAGAACGAACCUGAGGCCGGGCCAAAGCACAUCGAGCGCGCGCACCCGCUGGUCCGCGUUCACCCCGCGACGGGAUGGAAGGCGCUGUGGGUCAACCGUCUUUUCACGGACCGCAUCGUUGGUCUGGAUAAGGCGGAGAGUGAUGUUAUUCUCAACUACCUCUUUGACGUGUUCGAAAAGAACGUGGAUAUCCAGGUGCGGUUCAGGUGGACUCCGAACACGAGUGCGCUAUGGGACAACAGAAUCACCAUUCACAACGCAAGCUGGGACUACGAGGGCAACUAUCCUCGCCAUGGAACUCGUGUGACCUCCCUCGCGGAGAAGCCGUACUACGAUGCCAAUGCCCCGACUCGGAGACAGGCUUUGGGGGUCUUGGGUGAUGAUGAGAAGCAGGCUCUGGGCAUUGACGGCGCUACGAAGGGGCUGAAGGACUUCUCUCUGUGA
Colletotrichum karsti is the source of this 1188-nucleotide messenger RNA. RefSeq names its product TfdA family Taurine catabolism dioxygenase TauD. Gene Ontology annotation, cellular component: cytoplasm. Lineage: Eukaryota; Fungi; Ascomycota; Sordariomycetes; Glomerellales; Glomerellaceae. Gene Ontology annotation, molecular function: 2-oxoglutarate-dependent dioxygenase activity. The record is from RefSeq and is a predicted model, not a curated record. The coding region runs from base 1 to 1188 and encodes 395 amino acids. The transcript is spliced from 3 exons.